Molecule: messenger RNA, 1483 nt
Organism: Mercurialis annua (annual mercury)
Lineage: Eukaryota; Viridiplantae; Streptophyta; Magnoliopsida; Malpighiales; Euphorbiaceae
Exons: 9
Coding region: 172-1182 (336 amino acids)
Source: RefSeq, a predicted model, not a curated record
AAAAUUUAAGAAAAAACAUUAUGCACAUGACAGAGAAAACUCAUAGCAGACCACAGGUUCAGUUCAUCUCUUAUCAGGUUCUAUCCUGCUAGAAGCCACAUAUUUCCGAACAAUGCACACUCAUAAAUUAAAAUUUCGAAAAAAAUAAUUGAAGGAGCACUGGAUUAAAAAAUGUUGGCGAAAGAAUCGAGUGGUUCCACCUUCGAUCUUCCCGAGGAGUUAUUGGAAGUGUUACCGUCCGAUCCGUUUGAACAGCUCGAUGUGGCCCGCAAAAUCACGUCCAUUGCUCUCUCUACACGUGUCUCUUCUCUCGAAUCUGAAUCCUCCGCUUUACGCUCCCAACUCGCCGAGAAAGACCACCUCAUCGCCGAACUUCAGUCUCAUAUUGACUCCCUCGAUGCCUCCCUCUCCGAUACCGCCGAUAAACUCGCCGGAGCCGAGGCCGAUAAGGAGAAUUUAUUGAAUGAGAAUGCUUCGUUGUCUAACACUGUAAAGAAGCUUCAAAGAGAUGUUUCGAAGUUGGAGGUGUUUAGAAAGACCCUUAUGAAGUCUCUUCAAGAUGAGGAGGAAGGUUCUGCGGGAGCUGUGCCUAUUGCCAAGCCAACACCAAGUGAAGAUGAUACUUUGACGCAACCUUCAAGAACAUCUUCAAUGCGGAGCCAAUUCUCCGAAAUGGGAAAUUCACUUGCAGAGGAUCGUGAAGUAGAGGCACCAUCAAGACCAGGAAUAUCACAUGGUGUUUUGCUAGCAUCUCAAAUAAACACUCCCCGUUUUACUCCUCCGGGUUCCCCUCCGAGUUUAUCAGCUUCUGUAUCUCCUACUCGAACGUCUAAACCAGUGUCCCCAAGACGACAUUCAAUGUCAUUUUCUGUCUCAAGACCCAUGCCUGACGAUAGGUCCUCUAUAUUUUCUUCUAUACCACCAAGCCAGCAUAGCUCCAUGUCAAGUGACACAGGGUCACAAACAGCGCGAACCCGUGUGGAUGGGAAAGAAUUCUUCCGUCAAGUCAGGAGCCGACUGUCUUACGCUCAGUUUAGUGAAUUUUUAGCGAAUGUUAAGGAGUUAAAUUCUCACAAGCAAACAAAAGAAGAGACUCUGAGAAAAGCUGAGGAGAUUUUUGGACCAGAUAAUAAGGACCUUUAUGCAAUAUUUGAUGGAUUAAUCACUCGUAAUGCUCAUUGAAGCGGCUUACAAUCCAACUGCAUCGAGCUUUUGCAUUCGUGGGUAUUGUUAUUUAUUGUACAUCAAUAUCAGGUGUAAGGACACUUCUCAAUAGAACCCCUUCUUUUGAAUUUUACUAUUUGUUAACAUCAAUAACAAUGAUCAGUAAAACAACUUGUGAGUGGCUUGCUGACAAACCUUUGUAGAUGAGGAUUAAAGAGAAUGCCUAAAUUAGAGAGGAUAGUUUGUACCAUAUUUUUAGGAAAAACAGUGAAAUGAAGCAUCAACUGGAUGCUUAUAUCAUGCAAGCAAUUCUUGGUCA